ACCCAUAUCAUAUCUUCACAUCCUUGCAUUCAAAUCUCUCACCUUUUCAAUGGCAAAACCGGUCAUAAUCAUCAGUCAUUUAAGUCUUCUGUUGUUGAUCCUGAAUGCUAAUGCAUUUGAAUUCAUGGUUGGAGGUUCCGGUGAUUGGAGUCUCGCAUCAACCUCAUAUAAUCAAUGGGCCGAAAGAAGUCGUUUUCAAAUUGGAGACACCGUUUUGUUCAAGUACCAAUCCGGGAAGGACUCGGUGGUUCAAGUAACAAAAGAAGAUUACGACAACUGCAACGCAGCAUCACCCAUUGCAAAGUACGAUGACGGUCAUUCCAUGGUCAAACUGAAUGAAUCGGGGCCUCAUUACUUCAUAAGUGGACUUGUAGACAACUGUAAAAAGAACGAAAAGGUUGUAAUCGUUGUCAUGGCAGAUCGGAGCCACCGGUCACCGCCAAGUUCUCCACCGUCUCCCGCUCCGGCAGGCGAAGAGUCGCCAUCUCCUCCUCCGGCCGGCGAAGAGUCACAGUCUCCACCCCCGGCUCCGGCAACCGAAGAUAAUAACCCGACAGCAUCUCCAAAUGUUGCAACAUCAAUCAUCACAAGUUCCGUGUACUCUAUUAUUGCUUUUGUGGGCUCUUCGCUUGUCUUUGUUUUUUGAGUUGAUUUACAUAAAGGAUAUGGUUUGCUUUUGUUGUUUAUUCUUGGGGUUUUGUGUGUGUGAUACGCAAAUAAGUUGUAACUAUGAUUUUAUUAAUAAAUAUUGUGAUUAUACAA
This is a messenger RNA of Lactuca sativa (garden lettuce), 762 nucleotides long. Its product is annotated as early nodulin-like protein 9. Gene Ontology annotation, cellular component: plasma membrane. Lineage: Eukaryota; Viridiplantae; Streptophyta; Magnoliopsida; Asterales; Asteraceae. The record is from RefSeq and is a predicted model, not a curated record. Gene Ontology annotation, molecular function: electron transfer activity.